Messenger RNA from Musa acuminata AAA Group (dessert banana), 2289 nucleotides. RefSeq names its product protein TIFY 10a-like. Gene Ontology annotation, biological process: response to wounding; regulation of defense response; regulation of jasmonic acid mediated signaling pathway. The transcript has 7 exons. Lineage: Eukaryota; Viridiplantae; Streptophyta; Magnoliopsida; Zingiberales; Musaceae. The record is from RefSeq and is a predicted model, not a curated record. Bases 1379 to 2062 code for a protein of 227 amino acids. Gene Ontology annotation, cellular component: nucleus.
CAAAAUCCGUUUUUUGGGAGGAAGUUGAAGGAGUGGACAUUAUUAGUGGAGAGGAAGCAAUAAAUUAGGGUUUAUCAUGACCAAUGUUACGAGCUUGUGGAAUACUAUUGGAUCUUUGUAAAAUUGAUACAAUAGUGUUACAAUGAAUACGAUUGGGAAGUCCAGUGACAAAAGAAGAUUCAUUAUAUCAUUAUUUAGUUCGAAUGGGUGAAAUGAGGGAAUAUAUUCUGUAUUCCAUCUUAUUGACGAUCAUGUCAUGUAAUUCAUUUUGACUAAGAGGAACCGAUUCAUCAUGCAGCGUAGGAGAUAUGUACUGUCAUAUUCUACUUGGUUUCUGAUCCAUGGGGAGAAUGUCGUCUUUAUAAACGAACUAGUAUCAUUUUCUCUUUUGAUACUUACCUGACUGUUAAUAUUGUUGGAUACUUGAUUCCAUUUGGUUUGAUGUAUACUGCUUAAACUCGUGUUUCAGUUGCAGAGAUUAGAAGUGCGAGUACCAUCGCCUAGUUAACACAACCUCGUAGUCGGAUACUCUUGUACUCUUAUACAUGCUUCUAGAGGCAUCGAUAUAUUUUCAUAAGUGCUUUUUCCUAGAUUCCUCUGCACUAAUUAUCAUUUAAACUAAACGUGCACAUUUUUCUUACAUGCCUUUGUAUUCUUCAUAUCGGCUUGCUUUAACCUUGUAAUUUCAUGUGUUGCCACCCUCAUGCAAUUUGUAGUCAGGUCUACUUGGCUUGCUUGUUCUUGCUCAUUCUUUGUUAUUCUGGGCUUGCUCAACAUAACGCGUCAGUAAAGUCGGUGCAGAGCAUCUCUUGCGACUUCUUUUCAUGGCACAUUUCCAGCUCAUACGACGAAGAUAACUGGGAUACAUUUGGCUAGUAUUUCAUACUCGUUAUACAUGUUGAAAAUGGAAGUAGCAUCAUUUGCAAAGAAAAAUCUACCUCAAGUAUUUUUUUAUUUCUUCCAAUGACAACAUUGUUUUGUACUCCUGACAGGCACAAAAAACUGGAAGCGAUGCCACAGAUCUGAAAGGCUCCAUGAGACAGAGAAUGAGGUUUCUUGUUGCAGUUUGCUUCGGAUCAGCCAAGAAGAGAACGGAGUCCUCGUGAAUGAUCAACACAACGCUAACAUGGAGAAGGAUGCUUUCCGUGACAUCUCGAAUCUUUGAUCCAAGAAAUCUCAUGUUUUAGCCGACAUUUAGAAGAAGACGACGAGACAUAAGGCGAUCGGGGAGGCAAGAGAAGCGCUGUCGAGAACCGGUUGCUCGAGCGGAAGAGAGGUGGAGAGGAGAUCGGUGCAUUGGAGCUUGUUCUCGGGAGGCGAAGCGAAGCGAAGCUUUUUGGAUCGAGCCAUCCGAUAGCCGGUGAGUGGGAAAGAGACGAUGGACAUGGCGGCGCGGAAGCAGGGGAAGACCAACUUCGCCGUCACCUGUAGCCUCCUCAGCCGUUACAUCAAGGAGAAGGGGAGCGUCGCCGAGUUAGGGAUCGAGAUGGGCCAACGACCCGAAUACGCCGCCAAAGGCAAAUCGCAAGCGUUUCGGCCGCCGCCGACCACCAUGAGCCUGUUGCCGGAAGCGGACGGCGAGAAGGAGGAAGACGUUUCCUCCGCCGGAAACGCCAUGGAGCUGUUUCCACGGCGGGCUGGCUUCGUCCCCUCUCUCGCGGCUGUGGCCGAAGAUGCCAGUGAACAAGAAAGGAACCAACUCACAAUCUUCUAUGGAGGGAAGGUGAUGGUGUUCGACAAUUUUCCAGCUAAGAAAGCCAAGGAUCUGUUGCAGCUAGCAAGCAAGGGGAGCUCAACUGCACAGAAAUCUGGCCAUCUAUCAAGAACAGUACAGCUUAAUCUAUCUUACCUUCCUAUCGCUCGAAAUGCGUCGCUCCAGCGAUUCCUUGAGAAGAGAAAAGAUCGGAUCAGUGCGAGAGCACCAUAUCACGUUACUGCCUCUCCUGAAACGGUGAAUCCUGUGAAGCAAGAGAAGAGCGGAUCAUGGCUUGGCUUGGGUCCUCAGUUCUCAUUUCCCAGCCUCAGUCUGAGCUCUGAGCACACCAGAAAGGAUCACCCGUAAGGCUCAGGAAUCUCAGAUGAUGUCAAGUCUUGAUUACUUCUUUUUCUAGAAUACUUCUUCGUGGUACUGUAAAAAAUGUGUUUGAUGUCACUGAUGACUUAGGUUUCAGAUUCUUCCUUAUUAACAGACUGUGUCUCAUACUGUUGCCUUAUAGGAAUCAAAGGAACAUACAUGUACCUAUUAUCAUGAUAAAUUCAAUACAAAUUUUGUUUGCAGAAUUGGUGUUC